This is a messenger RNA of Pollicipes pollicipes, 2770 nucleotides long. Its product is annotated as techylectin-like protein. The coding region runs from base 1470 to 2468 and encodes 332 amino acids. NCBI's taxonomy places the organism in Eukaryota, Metazoa, Arthropoda, Thecostraca, Pollicipedomorpha, Pollicipedidae. The record is from RefSeq and is a predicted model, not a curated record. The transcript has a single exon.
CUGCCGGGUCGAUCUGUGUGACGAGGGGAAGCUGUAGGACACUGGCCAGCGUAUGUUCUACCACAGCCGCUGAAUCACCAAACUGUGUUUUUGGCUCACGCAGCGCUGCCUCAUACACAUCACAGAGGAGUGCACGGACAGCCUCUUGGGCUUGCCCGGUGAGACAAUAUGACAGGUGUGUCAGGCGCUCCGUGCCCGUCAGCACACAGGUACCGUGUUCGAGGGCCUUACGCAGCCUACUUCAAGUGGGCCCCUCCAUGGAAGAGCCGUCGUACUUGUCUAGCGUUAUCGUGAGGAGUGCUGAAGGUCUUCGGAAUUCUGCGCGUCCACUGGAAGUGUCGAUAUCCAACUCCAGGGUUCAGCUUUCUCUUGGGCUCUUCGGAGUCUCGCAGCGGGCUCGUGAUUCAUCGUAUCAUCGCUGUCAGUCUUCUGCUAACCUCGGUCGCCAUCCUCCCCAACCAGCUCCUGUGACCACAGCUCUUCCUCUUCCAUAAACUACAGCUCAAGGUCAUCUACCGCUACCGCGUCGGCAGCCUUACGUACCGCUGCACAAGCCUUACCUACCUAGUCUUACCUACCAGCUGUUCCUCCGCUUCGGUUGCUGCCAUCGCUGCCCUCGUCUGAGCCUCAAAUGCGCGCUUUGCAUCGUUCGCAGGCUCCUUAGUCUGUGCAUCUCUCCCUGGAGAAAUUUGUGCCUAGCCUUUCGCGGAUAUCGCGAACGAUUCCGCUGUACUUCUGGUCUUCAGACUGCUUCGGGCCUUCGGAGACAUUUUUGUUACAUUACAACGUUACACUCUGGCCACGAUCCGGCCCGGUGGGCCAAAAUGUUAGUUCGCCAACAUAAAAUGGACGAAAAACUUGUGUAUUGCAACGAAAUGAAGUACCAUUGCCGCUCACUUCUCGCUGAAGGACCGCGAUCGACAAGCAGCAAUUUCGUAGAGGAAAACACUGGCACGAGGCCCAAAUUUCACGCGCAAGUCAGAGCACAGGUCUGUCUCUUGCGAAGCGGCGAAUUCCUCGCCUUCCUCCAGGCUAAUUUUCAUGUAAAACCAACGGGGGUUUUUGUGAUGAGUGAAUUUAGAUACGACAGAUGACAGACAUUCCAAAGGUUAUUAUAUUGAAAGCACUUCCUCGAUGUCAUGUUCCCAGACUACAUUUUUUUAAACGAUUUUGCUUGUGUCGCCCAGGAUGCGGUGACGUUUUUGGUAAAGUUGCAUCCUUUGGACGUUUUGUGCUUGGUUUAGUCCAACUUUAUGCUUGACUUCAUUUUUGUUUUCAAUAUUUAUCGUGACUUUUCUUCUUCACGCAUAAAUUCCAUACUGCCUUGCCGCAACCAAAUGUAGUAAAAACACCGUUUUGUAAGACACAUCGCACCAAGUGAAAUAGUGCCUUGAACUCUGGAACAAUCAUCGUGCAGCAUCAUUUACACUCCAGUCUGCCGGCAGCAGAUGUAAUUCUACACCCACGACAUGCCUCUGCCUCGGAUUGGUGCGGCACUGUGCCUUCUGGUAGUGCUCAUGGUUCCAUCCCCGUGCGACGGAUUUUUCUUUAAGCACUCUGGCGGAAUGCGGUGUGGCGGCUUGCACCGAAAUAUCAGUGAAGUCUCUGCGGCCGUGAAGUCGGCGGUGCUGCCGCGGUUAAACAGCUUGCAGGCCCAGUUGCGACACCUUAAGUUGCAGCGGCCGGUCUGCCCGCCACCGGUCUGUCCGAAGCCGGUUUGCCCGAAGCCAGUCUGCACGCCACCGGUCCACUGCCAGCCGCCGGUCCACGGCGAGCCGCCGGUCUACGGCAAGCCGCCGGCCUACGGCAAGCCGCCGGUCCGCGACUGCAGCGACCUGCCAUUUGGCUCGACCAGCGGAGUAUACCGGGUGUGGGUGAGUGGUCUGCCUAAACCGGUACCGACGUACUGUGACACGUCCAAGGACGGCAGCAAGUGGACCGUCAUCCAGCGGCGCGCCGAUGUCACACCCAGGCAGAACUUUUAUCUCAACUGGCAGUCCUACAAGAUUGGAUUCGGAAAGCUCGAUGGCGAAUUCUGGUGGGGCAAUGAGCACCUGUUUCGGCUAACCUCGCAGGGUGGCCGACGGUACAAGCUGCUCAUUAUCUUGGAAGACUUUGAUGGCGGAAUAAGGUACGCAUCAUACCAGAACUUCAAGGUCGGGCCAGAGCGGGAUGGUUACCGCCUUCACGUGAGCGGCUACACGGGAAACGCCGGCGAUAGUUUCGCUGGAUUUCACAAUAAUGCGCGUUUCACUACAAAGGAUAGGAACAACCAACAGCCGCGGAGACCAAGUUGUGCUCAGAGAUAUAAGGGUGCCUGGUGGUACAAGAACUGCCACGAAUCCAACCUGAACGGACGAUACCUUUCCGGACCGCAUAAAUCGUUCGCUGAUGGCAUCGAGUGGAAGCGUUGGAAAGGAUUUUAUUAUUCCCUGAAAUCAGUGGAAAUGAAGAUCAGGCCAGUAUAGAAGUAAGGGCUUCAAGUCACUAACUCGCUUGAAUGAUAUUUGCUUAGCCCGACGGCAUUUGUGAUGGAAAGCAAAGAGGUCCGUGCUUGAAAUGCUUGCAUGAGGCUUAUAGAAACUGGUAUAAUCAAAUUGUCUGUGGUUCUGGAACCCGGCGGAAACAAGCAAACAUGCGUAUCACUUUCUGCGGAAGAUUUGUAAACCUGUGCCGAAUAUUCCACAUCAUGUUAUAUUUGCAUGGUUAUAUGGACGAUCAAAAAUAAGCGUAUCCAUCCAAUACUGGACUGAUACACCAUGCAGCGUGA